CAACCUUGUAUGCGAGAGCAGGAAGCAGAAACGGGCGGAUGGAGGAACAGUUAGUCGUCUGGGUUCCACUUUGAUCGCUUUACUGUUGGACUGAAGCGCGUUUACACGCUUUAAGGGGCUGUAAACACACUCCAACCCUCUCAGGAUUACACACUGCGCUACUGCACACACUUAGACCUGGUUUAUACCGCGCAUUAUAUACACACAGCCGUGUGGACUCGGACAAGGGCGUGUGUGUGUGUGUGUGUGUGAGAGAGUGUGUGUGAGAGUGUCGGGUUGUUAUCGGGGAGAAGAAGCCUUGGAUGGUGAAUAGUGUGUGUGAGUGUGUGUAAGAGAGUGUGUUAGAGAGAGAGAGAGAGAGAGAGAGUGUGUGUGUGUGUGUGUGUGUGUGUGUGUGUGUGUGUGUGUGUGUGUGUGUGUGUGUGUGUGUGUGAGGGAGGAUGGGCUGCACGCUGAGUACCGAGGACAAGGCGGCGGUGGAGAGGAGCCGCAGAAUAGACCGGAAUCUGCGGGACGAUGGAGAGAAAGCAGCGAGAGAGGUUAAACUACUGCUACUGGGAGCGGGUGAGUCAGGGAAGAGUACAAUAGUCAAGCAGAUGAAGAUUAUCCAUGAGGCUGGUUACUCAGAGGAGGAGUGUAAGCAGUACAAGGCCGUGGUCUACAGUAACACCAUCCAGUCCAUCAUCGCCAUCAUCCGCGCUAUGGGACGCCUGAAAAUCGACUUUGGAGACGCAGCUCGAGCGGAUGAUGCUCGGCAGCUGUUUGUGCUAGCGGGCAGUGCGGAGGAGGGCUUCAUGACGGCUGAGUUGGCAGGAGUGAUAAAGCGCCUGUGGAAGGAUGGAGGAGUUCAGGCCUGCUUCAGUCGCUCACGAGAGUAUCAGCUCAAUGACUCUGCUGCAUAUUAUCUGAACGAUCUGGACAGAAUAUCGCAGCCCACCUACAUCCCUACGCAGCAGGACGUCCUGAGGACUCGUGUCAAAACCACCGGCAUUGUGGAGACUCACUUCACCUUCAAGGACCUGCACUUUAAGAUGUUUGAUGUUGGAGGUCAGAGGUCAGAGAGGAAGAAGUGGAUCCACUGUUUCGAAGGCGUGACGGCCAUCAUCUUCUGCGUGGCUCUCAGUGACUACGACCUGGUGCUGGCCGAGGACGAGGAGAUGAACCGAAUGCAUGAGAGCAUGAAGCUGUUCGACAGCAUCUGCAACAACAAGUGGUUCACAGACACGUCCAUCAUCCUGUUCCUCAACAAGAAGGAUCUGUUUGAGGAGAAGAUUAAAAAGAGCCCACUCACCAUCUGUUACCCUGAGUAUGCAGGCUCCAACACGUACGAGGAGGCAGCAGCGUAUAUCCAGUGUCAGUUUGAGGACCUGAAUAAGAGGAAGGACACCAAGGAGAUCUACACACACUUCACCUGCGCCACCGACACCAAGAACGUCCAGUUUGUCUUCGACGCCGUCACUGAUGUCAUCAUCAAGAACAACCUGAAAGACUGCGGACUCUUCUAGAACCUCCCACGGUGGAGAUUACAGUGUUUGGUGUUUUCCCAUGAGGUUGUGUGUGUGUGUGUGUGUGUGUGUGUGUGUGUGUGUGUUGUACAUUGCGUCUCGUCCCUCUGCUUUGUAUUUAUGCUUUUCAUCUCUUUUUAACGUCAAUGAUCCAGAGGUAACAUUUUAACCCUCGUUGCCAUGACGCUUUUUCAUCCACCUUUUAAUUUCCCUCCGUCACGUUUCUCUCACGUUCUGUCGGUGUUUUUAAAACGGACGUGUUUUUAAUUCUCUUCCUCUCCUGCGUCCUUCUGGACCGUUUUACAGCAGAGGGACAUUUCGGCUGUCAGGUUUUUGUGCCUUGGCGUGAUUUUAUUUUUCAGUUUUUUUGCUCGUGUGCAGUGUUUCUUCUUCCAUUAAAAAAAAAUAUCUCCUAAUGUCUAUUCUGUAAAUAAAACUUUGUAAUUGGUCUAAAGGGGCGGAGCUUAUAGCAAACACCAGAAGAGGGUGGGGCCUAUAGAAAAAGUGCAGAAGAGGGCGGAGCUUAGUGUAAACUCGAUCGGCAGACGUGUCACUAUUUUGAUGAUUUAUUUCUUGACAGAACACUUUGUAUAAUUACUCAGUUAGCUUAGCUAACCCAUUUACAGAUGCUAACUGGAUUAGCUAAGGUAGUCUGAUAUUAAGCAGCUAGCUAGCAUUAUAGUGUAUAACACCAUGGCGUUAUUAAGUGAGCUAGUCAUCCGCCCAGUGACACGCGUCAUCUCUACAGCAGUAGCUAUGUAGUUUAAGUAGUUUGCUACGUUCUAUUGUAAGCUAACUUUGGGCUAGUUACUUAGCCACAGAAUCGAACCUUUCAAGUUUCUUUUGUUUUUCAAUGUUUUUUUUUUUUUUUUUUUAAAGUUUCUAAAUCAUGCACAAUGCUAAUCUGUUUCACUUUGCUAACAUUAGCAUUUCACCACUAGUGGUAGCUGUGUUGGGUUACUAGCAUGCUAGAAAGGACUAGCAUUAGCACGCUGGCAUUGUUAAAAAGAUAUAGGCUUUGGUUAUGCUUUGAAAUAGUUUAGCAGUAUGUUAGCUAACACAGUGCUGAGAGAAGGUUAGCUUCUGGUGUUGUGUCACACUGAUGAGGUUAUAAUCACAUCGGUGGUGGAGGGAUUGGGUUUUAAUUAGGCUCCGCCUAUUUUGGACCACGGUGUGUGUGAAUGUGUGUGUGUGUGUGUGUGUGUGUCUGAUCAGAGCUGAAUGUUGGUUUUAUGUUCCGUCUCCAUGGCAACAAGAAGAUGCUUCAGACAGAGUGGCUCUGCUGUUGAAUGACGUUAAUGUGUGUGUGUGUGUGUGUGUGUGUGUGCGCGCUCCCAGAAGCCUCGGCUAGACGCCAUCUCACACACUCACCCCUUAGGAUCUGUUUUAAAGUUUUAACAAACACGCCUGUGUUGAGUAAUUCGUAAUGAUGAUUAUGAUGAUGAUGAUUUAUCCACUUUCUCUCUCUCUUUCUCUCUUUCUCUCUCUGAACAUUUGUACACUCAUGUCCCUUAUUUUGCUAAUAAAAAACAUUUGCAAUCCA
Molecule: messenger RNA, 3048 nt
Organism: Tachysurus vachellii
Lineage: Eukaryota; Metazoa; Chordata; Actinopteri; Siluriformes; Bagridae
Gene: gnai1
Product: guanine nucleotide binding protein (G protein), alpha inhibiting activity polypeptide 1
Exons: 9
Coding region: 441-1505 (354 amino acids)
Biological process (GO): adenylate cyclase-modulating G protein-coupled receptor signaling pathway
Cellular component (GO): heterotrimeric G-protein complex
Molecular function (GO): GTP binding; GTPase activity; G protein-coupled serotonin receptor binding
Source: RefSeq, a predicted model, not a curated record